CUCUUUUCGAAGCGUGUCUGACAUCUGUCAAAAGUCGGAAAAAAUGCGAAAAUAAAAAUUGCAAAAAACAAAGAAUAAUUGUGCAAAUCGUGCAAAUGGUCAAGGCGGUGAAAAUUUGGAAAAAAGUGAUUUAAAUUGACAUAAAAAUCUUGGGAAAAGGCUUCUGGAUAGUGGUAAUAGCCGGCGACACCUACUGAUGUACGUCAUAAACAGCCUCGUGAAUGUUCAACUUGUAUAAACCCAGUGGUUGCAUCUCCAACGUUCAGAAUCGAGCCAAAGUUUGUUCUAACUAUCAAGUUAUUCGCAAAAUGGCCGGCGUGGCACUAUCCGUAGUUGUGGAGAAGCUCAAUGAGUUCGCUCCGGAAAAUCUGGCGGAAAAAUGGGACAACGUGGGAUUACUGAUUGAACCAUUCACCAAGCGGAAUGUUAACAAAAUUCUGUUAACCAACGAUCUCACCGAGAAUGUAAUGAGUGAAGCCAUGGCAAGAGGGUCCGAUAUGAUUAUAUCCUAUCAUCCUCCGAUCUUUGCUCCUCUUAAGAGGAUCACACAGAAGUCAUGGAAGGAGCGUAUUGUAUCGAUUUGCCUGGAGAACAAAAUCGCAUUGUAUUCACCGCACACCAGCUGGGACAGCGUCACUAACGGAGUUAACGAUUGGUUAGCUUCUGCCCUACCGUUGGCCAGUGCACAACCCGUUUUGGAGAAUUUGUCUAAUCCGUCGAUCGGUGCCGGAAGACUUUGCGUCAUCCAAGGGGAACUAACCCUCGGUGCAGCCAUCGACAGAAUCAAAGCAUAUACGAAAUUGAAAGACUUGAAAGUUGCCGUAGCGGUCAACAGGAACUUGGAGUCACCUAUUCGAACAUUCGCCGUUUGUGCUGGAUCGGGUACCAGCGUACUGAAGGGAGUCAAGGCUGAUCUUUACAUUACAGGAGAAAUGUUUCAUCAUGAUGUUCUAGACGCGAAUCAUCAGAACAUUCACGUGAUUUUGCUGAACCACAGCAAUUCGGAGCGAGGAUAUCUACCGAUAUUCAGAGAAAUCCUGCGCAACAUGCUGAAGGACUAUCAAGCUAUUCAGAUUGAUGUCUCUGAGCAAGACGCCGAUCCGUUGCAGACUUACUGAUUUCCGGUUUACCACUGGUAACACACGCAGCAAGACCCUGGUCAAUUGCAACAGCAGCAGCAUCAACACCAGCAGCUGCAGUCGCAAUUGGCCAGCGGUAGCGGCGCCCUUACCAGUGGCAACCACCCAGUCCAGCAAUCGAUCAGCGCUCCACGACAAGCCCCUGCCAAGCAGAAGAGAGUCGUUUGCAGCAACAAGAAGCGAAAAACUAAAUAAUCUAAUCCUGUUUCGUCGUAGACGGAACGAUAACUAGACUUGCUCUGAUAGGAGUUUGUAAGACUAUGCCAUUCUAUACGAAAUCAAUACCGUGUGACGGUGUUUUGUUACAUAGCGAAAACAUAAAUCAACAGUUUCCAUGAAAUUACGUACCAUCCACCUGUGUAUUAACCAAGCGCAUGCAAAGAUCUAAUCCAUAUCUAUCGACCGUCGAUGAAGCUAUUCUGGUAGCUAUUUAGGUUGACUCGAUAAUUAUUGUGACACUUUAGAUUCAUUGAUAACGCGUCUAUAUUUAUUACAUCUUACAUAAGAUGGUUAAAUUUUAGGAUUAGUUUAAGUAAAAGGUCCAACAUUAACUUCCAACUUCA
Molecule: messenger RNA, 1702 nt
Organism: Aedes aegypti (yellow fever mosquito)
Lineage: Eukaryota; Metazoa; Arthropoda; Insecta; Diptera; Culicidae
Product: NIF3-like protein 1
Exons: 4
Coding region: 222-1118 (298 amino acids)
Cellular component (GO): cytoplasm; mitochondrion
Source: RefSeq, a predicted model, not a curated record